CUUCAUUUAAAAAUAUAAGUCAUAUCAUGCUUAUGAAAAAGAAACCAUACACACACGCACACACACAAAAAAAAAAAAGAAUGGCCUGGGGGGUCUAAAAAAACUCAGCUAAAAAAAACAUUUAAAUAUUUUUUCUUUGUUAUCUUUUUCCGUGUUUCCCCUCUUUUUCUCUUUUUAACCCCCCAAAAAAAAAAAUGUUUAGACUUGCCACUACCAAAUCUCCUUUGGCUAACAUUGCCGCUCGUCAUGCUACCGUAAAGACUGUUCGUGCUCCAGUAGCCAACGCCUUUUAUCGUUUCUAUUCUACAGGUACAGAAUACGAUGUUGUUGUUAUUGGUGGUGGACCUGGUGGUUAUCCUGCCGCUAUCAAGGCUGCUCAACAAGGACUCAAGGUAGCUUGUAUUGAGAAGCGUGGUUCUUUGGGUGGUACUUGUUUAAAUGUCGGUUGUAUUCCUUCCAAGGCCAUGUUGAAUAACUCUCACAUCUAUCACCAAACUCAACAUGACCUUAAAUCUCGUGGUAUCGAAGUGGGUGAUGUAAAGUUGAAUUUGGAUAACAUGCACAAGGCUCGUCUUAGAGCAGUUGGUGGAUUAACCAAGGGUGUUGAAUUUUUAUUCAAGAAAUACGGUGUCGAUUACGUUAAAGGUACAGGUUCUUUCAAGACCGCCAACGAGAUUAAUGUGCUUAGUUUGGAUGGUAAGUCCACUUCUUCAUUAAAGGCAAAGAAUAUUGUGAUUGCUACUGGAUCUGAAGUCACACCUAUUCCCGGUAUUGAGAUUGAUGAGAAGCGUAUCGUUUCUUCUACCGGUGCUCUUGAACUUGCUCAAGUGCCCAAGAAAAUGGUUGUAAUUGGUGCUGGUGUCAUUGGUCUUGAAUUGGGCUCUGUUUGGGCUCGUCUCGGUGCUGAAGUCACUGUUGUCGAAUAUCUCGGUGCCAUUGGUGCUGGUAUGGACCCUGAACUUGCCAAGGGUUUCCACAAGUUAUUGACCAAGCAAGGCAUGAAGUUCAAGAUGAGCACCAAGGUAAACGGUGCCAAGAUUGACGGUGAUGUUGUCAAGGUAGAAGUAGAAGCUUCCAAGGGAGGAAAGGCAGAAACACUUGAAGCUGAUGCUGUUUUGGUUUCUAUCGGUCGUCGUCCUUAUACUGUUGGUCUCGGUUUAGAGAACAUUGGUGUAGAGCUUGAUAACCGUGGUCGUGUUGUGAUUGAUGCUGAAUUCAGAACCAACAUUCCUCAUAUUCGUUGUAUUGGUGAUGUUACUUUUGGUCCCAUGUUGGCCCAUAAGGCUGAAGAUGAAGGAUUUGCUGUCUCUGAAAUGAUUGCUACUGGUCAUGGUCAUGUCAACUAUGAUGCUAUCCCCUCUGUUAUUUAUACCCAUCCUGAAGUUGCUUGGGUUGGUAAGAACGAAAGUCAAUUAAAGGAAGAAGGUGUCAAGUACAAGACUGGUAGUUAUCCCUUUGUUGCCAACUCUCGUGCACGUACCAAUGAUGACACUGAUGGUAUGGUUAAGGUGAUUACAGAUGCUGAUACUGAUCGUAUCUUGGGUGUUCAUAUUAUGGGUCCUAACGCUGGUGAAAUGAUUGCUGAAGGUGUUCUUGCUAUGGAGUAUAACGCUUCUGCUGAAGAUAUUGGUCGUACUUGUCAUGCUCAUCCUACCUUAUCUGAAGCCUUCCGUGAAGCCUGUCUUAUCGCUUCUUUCGGUAACGCCAUUAACUUUUAAUUCUUUUUUUCCCCUCGCCUUCUUUUUGUACAGAAAUAUACAGUAAAAAAAAAUAAUAAUAAAAUACGUCC
Molecule: messenger RNA, 1789 nt
Organism: Mucor mucedo
Lineage: Eukaryota; Fungi; Mucoromycota; Mucoromycetes; Mucorales; Mucoraceae
Product: dihydrolipoyl dehydrogenase
Exons: 6
Coding region: 195-1718 (507 amino acids)
Cellular component (GO): mitochondrion; oxoglutarate dehydrogenase complex
Molecular function (GO): dihydrolipoyl dehydrogenase (NADH) activity; flavin adenine dinucleotide binding
Source: RefSeq, a predicted model, not a curated record